Messenger RNA from Iphiclides podalirius (scarce swallowtail), 549 nucleotides. NCBI's taxonomy places the organism in Eukaryota, Metazoa, Arthropoda, Insecta, Lepidoptera, Papilionidae. The record is from the annotation of a GenBank genome assembly.
AUGCUGGAACUUGCGGCGUUGUGCGCUCUAAUCGCGGCGGUCGCUGCUGGUCCAAGCGUGGCCGCUUACUCCUCCACCGUAAUUGGCCCGUCGUCAUCGUCCACGGUCAGCAGAGAGGACGGCGUGCACGCGACACCACUUCUCCAACCGUACUUGUCAUAUGAGAGGAUACCUCUAGCCUACUCGUCCCCAUUCGGGCCGCUCGCUCCCUACUCGCCAGCGCAGUACGCCCCUCACUUGAUCAAGAAGCGAUCUAUUGUCUUCGCUCCACCCGGGUCGUACAUAUCGGCAACGCCGUACGCUCCUACGUUCUACGCGCCGGCGACGAUCGGCACCUACUCCACCACCUCGCUGCUGCCUAGGGGUCCAUUCGUGUCCGCCUACACCGCACCGGCGCAUUACAUCAAGAAGAGGUCCGUUAUGACGCCCGCUGCUUUUAUCGCACCCUUCUACAGAACAUCAUUAGAUACUACACCACACAUUACGUAUCGUCAUACCACAUCCCUCUCCCAGUCACACUUCAUCAAGAAGCGGGACUUGGAACAACUG